CUGGAUCCCCGGGGCAGCCAUCUUUGUUGAUGUGUCAGCUUUCAGUUCCUGUUAGGGGCUGCAGCAGGAACGAGAGGAGCGAGAAUGACUCUGUACCUCCCGCUACACGCACACCCACCCCCUUACGCAUUCUGGGUCUUCGGUUCUAAUUAGCAAUGGGAGAGCGGCUACUAAAGCAACAGAUGCUCCGGUGCCCAGUCUCCUAGCAAACGGAUCCUUGGUGGAAAGAUGGAUGAGCACUUACCAGAACAGCACAAUACUCCAAGGAUGGUCAACCUAUCAGAGACUAGUAAUGAAUCUUCCAAUUUACCAAGUGUUGAAGAAGCUGACAAAAAGUUAUAUAUUCAGGAUGAUGUACAUAUUGCAGACACAAGAUGUGAAAAAAGCAUAGAAAGUGAAGAGUUAAUACUGGAUCCCACCUUACCAUCUAUUGAUUUAAAUGAGGAUGCAAAUGUAAUUGAAGCACAACCUGCUCCAGAUUUUAAUGGAGAUUGCUGUGAGUUAAAAACAAAAGAAUCCAAGGAAGCAGAUUGCUUUCCCAGUGGACAAGGCGAACAACAGGUUUUGAAAACUGAGGACAAAAAUCAAUCCUUGACAGACCUAUUUCAGGAUCAUGUGAAAAGACCUUACGGGGUCUGUUCAGAGAGCCCAUAUGACACAGAUUACACUAAGAACCUAAUCUCAAAUCUAGAGAAUGCUUCCUCUCAGGAUGCUUUGCUAGAAGAAAUUGAAUCUGAGCUCCUGUCAACAGAUUUGUUGAGAAAUCCUACACUUUCAAACGGAAUGUGCAAUACGAAGACUACAUUGGCUCUAUUUGAAAAAUGCAUUCAAGAUAAAUAUUUACAGCAAGAGCAUAUAAUAAAGAAAUUGAUUAAAGAAAACAAGAAGCAUCAGGAACUAAUUUUGGACAUUUGUUCAGAAAAGGACAACUUAAAGGAUGAGCUGAAGAAGAGAACAGAAACUGAAAAGCAAUAUCUAAAUAUAAUUAGACAGCUGGAAGUCAGAAUAGAAGAUCUCCAGAAAGAAGCUAAAACAAUUAAAGAUAAACUUGUAUCUCAGGAUGCUGCUGCAAAAAACGCUAUACAGCAACUGCACAAAGAGAUGGCCUUUCGUACAGAUCAGGCAAACAAGAAAUGUGAAGAAGCCCGUCAAGAAAAGGAAACUAUGGUCAUGAAGUAUGUUAGAGGAGAAAAAGAGUCUUUGGACCUCAGAAAGGAAAAGGAGAUCCUUGAAAGAAAACUGAGAGACGCAAACAAAGAUAUUGAAAAGCAUACUAACAAAAUCAAGCAGCUUUCCCAGGAAAAAGCAAGAUUGCACCAACUAUUUGAAAGCAAGGAAAAUGAAACCACCAGAAUGUCACGAGAUAUAGAAAAAUUAAAAGAAGAAGUCAAUUCUUAUGUGAUCAAAGUAAAAUGGGCUCAAAACAAAUUAAAGGCUGAAGUGGAUUUACACAAGGAAACCAAAGAUCGCCUUAAAGACGCAACAACAAAGUUAACUCAAGCCAAGGAGGAAGCUGAGCAGAUACGAAAGAAUUGCCAAGAAAUAAUAAAAACGUAUCAGGAAUCUGAAGAAAUUAAAUCCAAUGAAUUGGACCUAAAACUUCGACUUACCAAAGGAGAACUGGAGAAACAAUUGCAAGAGAAAUCUGAUCACCUAGAGGUCCAUCAUGCCAAGAUAAAAGAGCUUGAAGAUGUGAAGCGAACAUUUAAGGAAGGCAUGGAUGAAUUGCGAACGUUAAGGACAAAGGUCAAGUGUUUAGAAGAUGAACGGUUGAGAACAGAAGAUGAAUUAUCAAAAUACAGAGAACUUAUUAAUCGACAGAAGGCUGAGAUUCAUAAUUUGCUAGAGAAAGUGAAAACUGUAGACCAGCUGCAGGAGCAACAUCAAAGAGAUGAACAAGAAAUGAACUCUUGGAAGGAAGAAGUGGAUAGUCUGAACACGCUGCUUAAUGACUUCCAGAAGGACAUAGAUGGCAGCCGGAAAAGAGAAUCUGAGCUGUUGAUGUUCACCGAAAAGCUAACCACGAAGAAUGCCCAACUCCAGUCAGAAACCAACUCCUUACAGUUGCAGCUUGACAAGCUAACCUUCACGGAAAGAGAGUCUCAGAAUCAGCUGGAACUUGUUAAUCAAGCAAGAGAUGAACUGGCGAAUAAAUUGAAGAAGGAAGAAGAGCUCCACAGAAAUAAGGUCCAGAUGCUGGAGAUGGAACUGGCAUCUCAACAGAAAUCAUUUGCAGAUUUGAACACCAAGGCAGAGGAAUUAAAAGAUGAACUCAUGACGCAGAAGCGAAAGCAUGCUGCAAAUCUUAAAGACCUCACCAAACAACUUCAGCAAGCACGAAGAAAAUUGGAUAACCUUGAAAAUGGCAAUUGUGAUAAAGAAAUCAGCAGCAUGGGGAGUCGUUCCAGCUCAUCAGGGUCUCUUAAUGCUCGGAGCAGCAAUGAAGAUCGUUCACCAGAAAACACUGGCUCUUCAGUAGUUGUCGAUCAUUUUCCUGAGGUGGACAAAACUAUCUUGAUUGAGCGGAUAGUAAGACUGCAGAAAGCACAUGCUCGAAAAAACGAGAAGAUGGAGUUCAUGGAAGAUCAUAUCAAACAGCUAGUGGAAGAAAUCCGGAAAAAAACCAAAAUAAUCCAGAGUUACAUUUUGCGGGAAGAAGCUGGUACACUUUCAUCUGAAGCAUCAGAUUUCAAUAAAGUACAUUUAAGUCGGCGUGGUGGAAUCAUGGCCUCUCUCUAUACAUCACACCCGGCAGACAGUGGACUCACAUUGGAACUCUCUCUGGAGAUAAAUAGGAAACUUCAGGCAGUCCUGGAAGAUACCUUAUUGAAAAAUAUUACCCUAAAGGAAAAUCUGCAAACUCUUGGAACUGAAAUAGAACGGUUAAUUAAGCAGCAACAUGAAUUAGAGCAGAGGCUUACACAGACAUAACUGAGACCAAGAUCAGAAAAGUAGAUGUUCCAACUUUGAUGAUUAUAUAAAAUUGGAUGGCCAGCUAUGUGUUGUCAGUCCAACAAAGUUUUAACAAAACAAAGUUGAUUGGGAAUAACUUUGACCAGAUCCAAGUGUCUGGUUUGUUUAAAUGGAAUGGAGACUUUGAACUUUUCUGAACCUACUUCUAUCCAUCACUGAAAUUAGUCAUAUCAACACUUACAGCUUCUUCUGUUAGAGAGAAUGCAACCACUCUGCUUUGUGCAAUUAAAGAAGCAACUUUUAAAAAUGGACUGCUGUAUAAGACUGGUGCAUUUGUUGUUGAUGUUUUUUUGCAGAAGGUAGAUGAGAAAAAAGAAUGGCUGUUGCAUGUAUAUUAACCCCAGUGCCUUCUAAGGCAUACACUUUUUUCUUCAAAUAUACAUGCGUUCUUGGAUAUAUUUAGAUUUGUUAUUUAUAACAUGCAUUGGGAAAGGGCUUCAUAGUACACAUUCUUUCAAUAUACAGUUGAAAAAUAUGUCAGGUAUUUUAGCAACUUGACCAAAAACAUUUUUUAAAAUCCCUCGAGUCCUCAAAUGUGAAUAGUGUCUUUUUUGUUUUUUAAAAAAACCACCUUUUUAAAAAAAAGAACAUUGGAAAACUCUGUAGUGUAUAGACAUAAGAGGUUAAAACCGAUUUUGUAUAUAUGGGAAAAUAAAAUAUAGAAUCAUAAAGCCUUCACAUCUUGAGGAUUGACUGUGUUCAUUAAAAUGGAAAUAAUAGACAUGGUAAUUAUUGCACAUAAGCACAAGUGAUGUUACAUAUAUCUGUGCAAGUGGCUGAUAACAUACCAUAUUGAUAGGAAAGAAAGGAGAAUAUACCCAGAUACUGAAGAUACUGAGAUCACCUACAUAACUAUUUAAUAAUAUUAGUCUAAUUGUACAAAUAAUGACAAUUGUUCUUUAUCUUCAUCUAUAUAGCUUUGGUUGGAAUAACAACUACAGAAUUCAUAAUGCCCAUGUUGGUUGGUUAUUCUGUGAGGCUUUUUUUAAAGGUUAUAUUUAUAUUCUGCCUGUUUACCCAGUUUUGCAUAGCACCCAAAGGCAGCUCAUCCUGGCACACUUGAGAGAAGAUUGCCAGUGGGAUGCAAUGGAAGAAUAAUGGGAGAAUGAAUAAAGUAUCAUGGCUUAAAACUGGAGAUGAGAGCAAUUAUUGCAGUACUAAGUGUAAAGCAUUAAAUAUAAUUAAGGCUAUGAAUAAUGUUGGUAGAGAAAAUCAAGGAUAUUAUGAUGAUAAAAACAUCUUCCAUUCUUCUCCCACAACUUGGGACCGUUCGUGCAGUUGGCUAAGAAUAAGAUGAGUUGUAGUGAAUGACGUCUGCAUUAACCUUGCAGAAGAGAAAGUGAGCUGAUACAAGCUUUAUUGCUUUGACAAGCACUAGCAUGUGUGUAUCUAUGCUUCCAAGGUGCGACAGGUUGAAGCUCAAACACUCUUUUGUUCUUUCUCAAUGGCCAAAGGGAAGCAAUAGAUUUUUAGGUAUAUUAAGCAAAUACCUAGCCUUCCUCUUUUUAUCCCUGCUGCGCUUUUAGGAAGACAGCACUUUAAAUUAAUCCAUUGUUCGAACAUUUUUUCCCCUUUUGCUUGGUUAAAACUAGUUUCUGUCCAAAAAUGUACUAUUACCAAACACUUGAAUCUCGUGUGAUUACAUUUAAAAUAAGAUAAUCAGAAAGUUAAUCAAAAGUUUUUCAUUUUAUCAAUAAAAUAAUCUUUCCUGUGA
This is a messenger RNA of Crotalus tigris (Tiger rattlesnake), 4687 nucleotides long. It is a transcript of the gene CCDC186, whose product is annotated as coiled-coil domain containing 186. Lineage: Eukaryota; Metazoa; Chordata; Lepidosauria; Squamata; Viperidae. Gene Ontology annotation, molecular function: small GTPase binding. The record is from RefSeq and is a predicted model, not a curated record. Gene Ontology annotation, biological process: vesicle cytoskeletal trafficking. The transcript is spliced from 16 exons. The coding region runs from base 229 to 2931 and encodes 900 amino acids. Gene Ontology annotation, cellular component: trans-Golgi network.